AUGGACAGCAAAAAAACAUCCUUUGAAUCAAACCAUAAAGAGCUCUCGGCUUCUUCAUCAAAUGAAUCCAAUGAAGUUCUAGAAUUUACAGUAUCUAAUUAUGAAACUCUACAGCAACAACAAAAAGAAAAUGGUAACAGACGAAAUUCAGUACGUCGCAAAUCAUUAGAAGCAAUUAAGAAAUGUAUUACUGGAGAGUCUAAGUAUGAAUCCGCUGAAACUAAGGAUUACUCAGUUCAUCAUAUUUAUGGGGAUUUAGACUCUGAUGCGAUAGAGAUUCAACGUACACAAACUAGAAAUAUAAUUUUAACAAAACUAGAAAGUAGAGUCGAGGAUAACAAUAAUACUUACAAUGACGAGCAUGAAGUUGAAUGUCAAGAUACCAUAAGUGUCAUCCCCGAUACAAAUAUCGAGAUUUCCCAACAUGGUAAAGAGUUUAAUACAAUAGACCCAGAAUUAAUCACAUGGAAUGGGUCCGAUGAUGUUGAAGACCCAAGAAAUUGGCCAAUAAACAAAAAAGUAUUUUUGCUUGGAUUCGUAUCAUUAUAUGCUUUAGUUGCUCCCAUGUCAUCAUCAAUGUUAUCUCCAGCAAUGACAUUUAUAGCAAAAGAUUUCCACAUUACAUCGCCCAUCAUAAAAUCAAUGGUGGUUUCAAUACAAAUUCUAGCAUGGGCAUUUGGACCAUUAAUAAUUGCCCCCUUAUCUGAACAUGAUUAUAUUGGUCGUAAACUAGUUCUUGAUGUGUCAUGUUGGAUGUCAUUAUUCUUCAAUCUUGGAUGUGCAUUUUCUCAAACCACGGCACAAAUGAUGGUGUGUCGAUUUAUUGGCGGUUUGUUUGGUUGUGUCCCCAUGAAUGUAUGUGCUGGUGUCAUUUCUGAUAUGUUUGAUGCCCAAUCCCGGAAUGCAGCAUUAGCGGGGUAUUCUUUAGUUCCGUUGUUAGGACCAGUGAUUGCUCCAGUGAUAUCAGGAUUUAUUGUCGAUCAUAAGCAAUGGCGUUGGACAUUCUAUGUGUUGUGCAUCUUCAAUGGAUUUGUUGCCAUCACUGCCACUUUUUUAUUUAAAGAAACUUAUUCACCAACAUUAUUGAAACGUAAGGCCAAAAAAUUGCGAGAACAAACAGGAAAUGCCAAUCUUCACACCAUCUAUGAAAUUGCUGACGGAGAAACAAAAUUGGGUAAAAUAUGGAUUUGUAUGGUUAGACCAAUCAAAUUAUUAUUUACUCAUCCCAUGAUUGUCGGGUUGGGGUCAUUCAUGGCAUUUACAUAUGGGUUCAUGUACUUGAUGAUUGUGACAUUCCCAGAAAUAUUUGGCAACCAGUAUGGAUAUAGCAAAAGUGUGACUGGAUUAAUGUAUAUCCCUAUGGGUAUUGGCUUUAUAAUUGGGGUCAUAUUUUGGACAUAUAUGGUUGGUAAUGUUUAUGAACGGUUGACCCGCAGAAACAACGGGGUUGCCAAACCAGAAUUUAGAUUGCCUUGUUUAAUUGCAUCCUCAAUAUUUAUUCCCAUUGGAUUAAUUUGGUUUGGUUGGUCUGCUCAAAGAAAGUUGCAUUGGAUCAUGCCUGGUAUUGGCAGCGCAAUAUUUGCCAUGGGAUUAGUAUGUGUGUUUCAAACAAUUCAAAACUAUUUGAUCGAUAUGAAUGUGAGAUAUGCUGCCAGUUCAGUUGCUGCUGCUGCCUUGUUUAGAUCGUUGUUUGGAUUUAGUUUCCCAUUGUUUGCCAAUAAGAUGUAUAGUGCAUUAGGUUAUGGCUGGGCCAAUACCAUGUGUGCAUUCAUUGGUAUUUUUUUGGGAGUUCCAUUCCCAAUUUUUUGUUAUAUGUAUGGUGAAAAAAUAAGACAUUGGGCCGACAAAAGAAUUGAAAAAGAACAAUUGAGAAGAGAUCAAAAGAAUUUAGAGAAAUUAAAGUUGAAAAAUGAUAGUGUUGUAUAG
Messenger RNA from Candida dubliniensis CD36, 1926 nucleotides. RefSeq lists its product as uncharacterized. Gene Ontology annotation, molecular function: transmembrane transporter activity. The transcript has a single exon. Gene Ontology annotation, biological process: transmembrane transport. The record is from RefSeq and is a predicted model, not a curated record. NCBI's taxonomy places the organism in Eukaryota, Fungi, Ascomycota, Pichiomycetes, Serinales, Debaryomycetaceae. The coding region runs from base 1 to 1926 and encodes 641 amino acids.